AUGGACAGUAAAAGAAAAUCUGUUUUCUCAAAUUCUCCUAGUAGCUAUUCCAGGGAAACUAGAGUGAAGGUCGAACACCAACCCUCAAAGAACAUUACUUUGCACAAAGGCGAGGCUAAAUCCCACCCUAGUACGGUAUCACAGCUGCUAGAUGAUGUUAUUGAAAGUCUCCGCUGCCUACGAAGCCAUACUUCGGAUAUUAGUCCCGACAUUUUCAAAGCAAUUUCGGGGCUCGAUGAGGUCUUACGUCGCGCGAAUAGCCCCAAGUCAGAUAUUAGUGAUUACAAUAGCCAUAUCCCAAUUCACCAUUCAGUCGGGACAAUAAGCACGGAAAAUUGUCUGCCUGUGCUGCCCCCUAUUAUGGAUAAAGCCCUCGAGAGGGCUGUUUUUACGCAUCCGGGUGUGAGUAACAAUGCCGAGGCAACUUAUGAUCGACUCGAAAUUCUUGGGGACGCAUAUAUAGAACUUAUUGCUACAAAGCUCAUUUGGCAAAAAUUUCAAGAAAUUCCUUCCGGGCGGAUUUCGCAGAUCAGGGAACUCCUGGUAAAGAAUGAAACACUCGCUGAGUAUGCAACAGAAUAUGGUCUCGAUUGCAGGGCUGCAGUGCCGCAUGAUUACUUGAAACAGCCAAAACGAUGGACAAAGACCAGGGCAGACGUCUUUGAGGCCUAUGUUGCUGCGGCUAUAAUCUCUGACCCAGUUGGUGGCUAUGAAGCAGUUGAACAAUGGCUAACUCAGUUAUGGCUUCCAAAGCUUUCGGAACUUGGUCCUCAAAGGCCCAAUGUAAAUGCGAAAGAGAUACUUGCAAGGAAAAUCAUGGGGAAGGGAAUCAAGUUGAAGUAUAUUGAUGAACGUCCACCCGUUCAGCAAAGUCGGGGAGUGCAGACUUUCUUUAUUGGGUUGUAUCUUACAGGAUGGGGGUGGAACAACAAGCAUCUAGGGUCUGGCCAGGGUACCAACAAGACAAUCGCAGGAAAUGAAGCAGCACGGCAAGCUCUGCUGAAUGAGUCACUGGUGGAGGAGAUUUCUGGCGUAAAGAGAGCAUAUGAAACAAGAAUCAGCCACCAUCUGACUGAAGGAAUCAAUUAA
Messenger RNA from Aspergillus alliaceus, 1089 nucleotides. Its product is annotated as ribonuclease III. Gene Ontology annotation, cellular component: nucleus. Gene Ontology annotation, molecular function: double-stranded RNA binding; ribonuclease III activity. NCBI's taxonomy places the organism in Eukaryota, Fungi, Ascomycota, Eurotiomycetes, Eurotiales, Aspergillaceae. Gene Ontology annotation, biological process: primary miRNA processing; rRNA processing; regulation of gene expression. The record is from RefSeq and is a predicted model, not a curated record. Bases 1 to 1089 code for a protein of 362 amino acids. The transcript has 2 exons.